Molecule: messenger RNA, 199 nt
Organism: Arabidopsis thaliana (thale cress)
Lineage: Eukaryota; Viridiplantae; Streptophyta; Magnoliopsida; Brassicales; Brassicaceae
Exons: 2
Source: RefSeq, marked reviewed
AACAAACCCAGUUCUCAAGCUUUUGGUCACUGGAUUUCACUCUUCUUCUCUCAAGUCAGCCUCACUGAUCCUGUCAUAGCUGUUAUCGAUGGAGAAGAAGGUAACCAACGACGCAGAGAAUUGUUGCCUUCGUAUAAAGCUCAUAGGAAAUCACCAAAUCAUGGGAGCUACUCUAAGAGGCCACAUCAGUUCGUUGAUG